UUUUCCUCGAUGCACUCACUCGCCGCGGCUCGCUUAAAAGAGCUGGAAAAACUCCCCGCUCCACACAGAGACCUUGCGCUUGCCGCUUGCCAGCCCAGUUGCUCUGAUCUUGACCUUCGUCGUUUUGAGCAGGUGUGGGCCACGACGGAGGGUCCACUGCGCGACAUCCUGUUCAACGUCUUCUUUGCCAUACUCGAUCCAACUCGCAUACCAGAGGCUGCCACGGUAGAGACCCUCUCCCCGAGAGCGCAAGGCCAGAUUCGACAUGUGUUGUGGAUUCUCGGCUAUCUUUUUGCGGGUGAAGACGUGAAAAAGCUGCCGGAUGGCGUCUUCGAUAUUGGUAGCUUCGUGGUGUCCUGGGUGGACUUUCUUCAUGCCAGCCACCCAUUUCUGCUGCAAUUUGCGGAAGGGACCGGCAUAGUUCUACCGCCCAAACCAGUGCUGUUGCUUUCGCUGACGCUUUUCAUGCACUACGUGGAAUCCAAGUGGGUGGAAAUUUAUAAAAUCGAUACCGCGCGUCUCGCGAACCGUGACACUGGCACUGGCGGCCCAUCCCCCGCCAUUCAAUCCACUGUUGGAUGUGUUAGGCUAUUGGUCGAGACCUGGAAGUUUCUUCUCGCUCAGCCAGCGCCUGACAUAUUCCUCCUUUAUUCGUGCAUCUGCAUGUUCCCGCAGUUUAUGGAACGUGCACAGCUCCACGAAUUCCUCGAUGCGUGUGGUACCAGUCUCGACACCUUUACGCGACUACUCAAACAGCACUUGACACUAGUGGAGGACAUCCCCCUCAAAUCCAGACUUGUCGGUCACGAAUUUCUCUCCUCUAGUCCGCUGCAAAUAGCUGUGGAGGUCAAUACUAUGCUAACAGGUGACAACCCACGCAACCCCAAUGCCGCCGAUGCAAUGGCAGUUAGCUUAGCCUCGCAUCACAUCUUCAAUCAAGUUUUUCGGGUCCUCAAGACUUUGUUUGAUCCCGAAAACGAGGAUUCCGUUUCCACUCAUCGGCACCACACGAUCUGGCUUAUGACGCUCCGGGGCGCGCUCACCGUCAUGAACAUCGUCAUCAGCACAGGUCCUCGUACUCUCCACAAGGUUCUACGAUGCGGCAUGGUUCCUUUAAUGCUGCAUGCCGCGCAUUUUAUGCCCAACGACGACAUAUUGUUGCGACUGACACACCUGCUCCAGAACGGGCUUCCUCCUGGCCUGCCAUAUAAAGCUGUGCUCCCCCUGCUAGCAAACUCGAUCCGAACCGUCGAGGCGUCUGGCUUGGGGAGUAUCCUAAGCCACGCACACCCCAAAUUAGCUCAGCUGUGGAAGAAUCUCAAGACGAGCGCCGCUUAUCACGAGCAGAUCCUUUCUGACUUUCGAGUUGGGAGGUAUCUUGGCCGUCGGCUGCCGCAAGCCCAUCGGCUGUCGGCUUGCGACAACCCGCCUUGUGGCCAAAUUGAUGAUCGCGAGAAGUUUAGUCAGUGCUCUUUGUGUCGGACUCGCGUUUAUUGCUCGCGGGUUUGCCAAAAGGCUGACUGGAACGAGGGCAAGCACCGUGCCACGUGCGCCGCGACAAAAGUGAAAUACGCUGACACUCGGGCCAUCUUUUCCAAAGAACAGCUCGCUUUUUUUCGCAGCGCGCUGCACGCGUUCUACCUCGAAAAUGCCGCCGCCCUCCAUUGCAUCCGCGCCUUGCACCGUCUGUCCUCUAUCCAACAGCAAGCGUGCGCGGGUGAAGACCCUCGGCCGGUGAUCAUCACCGUCGUCAGCUUCGAGUCCGGCAAGCCAGAGGUCGAAGACAUCCUGAUGGGUUCCGCCCUCGACCCCGACCGGCGUGACAUAUUCCAAAAUCGUCUGCACGACAUUGACGAUUGGAUCGACCGCGCGCAGCGGAGCAAUGGCCGACUGGUGCUGCAUCUAGUCACCGUGUUGGUCGGGCUGGACCGCCACUGUCUGGUCGUUCCGUUGCGCAUGAACACGUCGUUCUUGGAGGAUACCGCGCUGCGUCUGGCCCGCUCUAUGUGUGGGCCUCAGCCGCCACCAGACCCGGCAGAAAUGGAUCUGCAAGUCGUGAAUGGGUUAAUUCAAAAGUUCACAGCAUGUACUCAGAUGGUUAUAUUGCUUUCCCCCAAGUUGUCGAGUUCGGCAAUGGUAUUUCCGUUUUGA
Molecule: messenger RNA, 2151 nt
Organism: Mycena indigotica
Lineage: Eukaryota; Fungi; Basidiomycota; Agaricomycetes; Agaricales; Mycenaceae
Exons: 6
Coding region: 10-2151 (713 amino acids)
Source: RefSeq, a predicted model, not a curated record